GGACUAAACUGAAACAACGAAUAACAGCACCUCCUGUCUAAGCCCUAUACGUUCCGCCGUCGUGCAGUCGUGAAGUAUCCGUGAACUCCGUUUAAACUAUCAUUUCCUGAUCGCCGUCGAUGAAAAAGGUUCCCGGAGGAAGAAGAAAUAGUCAUUAGGCAUCAGAACUGUAGCUAGAAUGGAGGUAAUCAUGACAUCUCCUGUUCAGGAGUGUUUAAUGAUGGAAAAUGGUGGAGGUGAUGAUUCUGCUAAGCUGACUAAAUCAAAAAAAAGGAGACAGAAAAAAAAGAAACAGGCAGCAUCAGUUCCAACUUCUGGUGAUGCAAAUACAGGGUCAAAAAGAGAAGAUUGUAUGGAAACUUCUAGUAACAAGAUGAUUUCAGAUAAAAUUGCAACUCCUGAUGCAAAGAUAGUGGCAAAAGGAGAAGAGGGAACAACUGCAACAGAUAAUACAGUGUCAAAAAAGAGAAAAAGGCUGAGAAAAAAGAAGAAUCAAUCCUCAAAUGACAUGGUAACUGUAGAGAAAGAUUUAAGUAAAACUGCAACUGAUGAUGUGAAAAUGGUGUCAAAAGGAGAAAAUCAUAUGGAAACUUCUAGUAACAAGAUGAUCUCAGAUAAAACUGCAACUCCUGAUGCAAAGACAGUGUCAAAAGGAGAAGAUGAAACAAAAGUUGCAAAUGGUGAAAUGGUUUCAGGUACAACCCCAACAGAUAAUACAAUGCCAAAAAAGAAAAAGAAGAAGAAGAAUCAAGAAGCCUCAAAUGACAUGGUUACCAAUGGUGAAAUGGUUUCAGAUACAACUGGAACUGAUGAUGUGAAAAUGGUGUCAAAAGGAGAAGAGGACACAAAAGUUGUCAAUGGUGAAAUGGGUUCAGGUACAACUGCAACAGAUAAUACAGUGUCAAAAAAGAGAAAGAGGCCAAGAAAAAAGAAGAAUCAAGAAGCCUCAAAUGACAUGGUAACUGUAGAGAAAGACUUGAGUAAAACUGCAACUGAUGAUGUGAAAAUGGUGUCAAAAGGAGAAGAGACUGGAACUGAUGUUGUGAAAAUGGUUUCAGAUACAACUGCAACAGAUAAUACAGUGCCAAAAAAGAAAAAGAGCAGGAAAAAAAAGAAGAAGAAUCAAGAAGCCUCAAAUGACAUGGUAAAUGUAGAGAAAGAUUCAACUAAAACUGAAACUAAUGAUGCAAAAAUGGUGUCAAAAGGAGAAAAUCACACAAAAGUUACCAAUGCAAACAAGGGUUUAAUUAAAACUACAAAAAGUUAUAAGAAUGGUAGAGUAACAGAGCAAAAGAUUCAUAGAUCAACUGAAAGAGGACAAAAUAAAGAUAAACAAGAAGGAAAGAAACAUGAAGUUUGUUAUGCAAGUAUGGGUGCAAAAAGGGUAAAAAUGGAAAGUGUAAUACAAACAGGAAAAGAGAAGUUAUCUGGAACUACAAAACCAGGGAAAAAGCUUCUGAUUUUUGAUAUAAAUGGAUUGCUUGCAGAUAUUGUGUCACCUCGCCCACAAGAUGUGCAAGCAGAUUAUUAUAUUCCAAAACGAGCAAUAUUCAAAAGACCCUAUUUGGAUGGUUUUUUGCGGUUUUGUUUUGAGAGAUUUAAUGUUGGCAUCUGGUCUUCAAGAACAAAGCAAGUUUUGUACCCAGUGGUUGACUUUUUGUUAGGUGAUUUAAAGAAGAAUCUGCUUUUUAUUUGGGAUAAUUCAUUUUGCACGAAUACAGGGAUGAAAACUCUUGAAGAUAAAUACAAGCCAAUGGUUUUCAAGGAUUUGAGAAAGAUUUGGCUGAAAUGGCUCGAUGGAACUUUUCAUGAAUCAAAUACAUUGUUAUUGGAUGAUUCUCCAUAUAAAGCAUUGUUGAAUCCUAAGAAUACUGCAAUCUUUCCUCUAUCUUACAGCUACAAGGAUAGGAAUGAUGACUUUCUAGGUCCCAAUGGUGAUCUCCGAAAGUAUCUUGAAGUGUUGGCAGACACUGAAGAUGUGAAGACGUAUGUAGAGCAACAUCCGUUUGGCCAAUCAGCUAUCGAUCAAACACACCCAAGUUGGGCCUUUUAUGCAAAAGCUCUAAAGAGUCAAAAAUAGUAUAAGUUUGUUAUAACCAACAUAUGAUACAACUCUAAGUAGCACAAAAACACAAUACGAGCUUAACUCUAAAUUUGUUGUAGCCGAAAAGUAGUUUGCUGCCUUUUGUAGUAGUGAAAACAUGAAAAGCUUGUGCAGCUCGUUUUGUAUUGCAUCAAGUGGUUGUACUCUAUGUAUGAAAUACUUGCACAUUUUAGAUUUAGAUUUAGAUUUAGAUCAA
Lactuca sativa (garden lettuce) is the source of this 2300-nucleotide messenger RNA. RefSeq lists its product as uncharacterized. NCBI's taxonomy places the organism in Eukaryota, Viridiplantae, Streptophyta, Magnoliopsida, Asterales, Asteraceae. The record is from RefSeq and is a predicted model, not a curated record.